This is a messenger RNA of Anarrhichthys ocellatus (wolf-eel), 4414 nucleotides long. RefSeq names its product fem-1 homolog c (gene fem1c). The transcript is spliced from 6 exons. NCBI's taxonomy places the organism in Eukaryota, Metazoa, Chordata, Actinopteri, Perciformes, Anarhichadidae. The coding region runs from base 795 to 2651 and encodes 618 amino acids. The record is from RefSeq and is a predicted model, not a curated record. Gene Ontology annotation, molecular function: protein binding.
AAACUGAGUCGUGAUCAUCCGGUCGAGCCGUGGGUGGAUUUUCUUCCCUGUUUACCUUCGCUCAGACUGUUGUCGUGCCAGCUUGCUGAGUGGCUACGUGGACGACUGGUAUUUAGGGGGUCGCGUCUGGUAACGUCGCGUGUUUUUGGACGUGUGUGAAAGACAAACGUCUCUGACACUCUGGGGACAUCCUCCGAGUGUUUAGACGAACAAGAAGCCAACCGUCGCUCACCAGGGUAAGCUAACAGCAGCACGACGUGACGGGUGGGGGUGGAUGUCAGUAUCUCGGCCCUCGGGAAGCGAAUAUAAAUACCGUCUCGGGAGUGUGUUGUGGGACAAUGACAGGCGCAGGAAGCAGAUAUAAUGGAGUCGAGGAGAAGACGUGUCGGUGGAUGAGUAUCGGUUGGACGAUCAAUAAAGAGGUGUAACGUUAGUUGAGCUCAGAGAAGCUAGUUGGUUCAGCUAAAGAGAUCAAGGAAGUUGACUAGCCACCUUGCUAACAAAUGUAUUACUGGACCAAGGGUCGUCUCAAAAAUCGGAGUUAAUUUACUCACAGAGCAGGCUGGUGAUGGCUAUUUUUAAAGCUGAAGUUUAGAAAGUCAAACAUUGCCGUGGGUUUUAACCAAAGCGCUCGCUAACGAGUGUUUCCCGCUAGCUCGUGAGUGGAGCUUAUUGUAAACAAAGGGUCCCGAGCUCCACCUGUCCAGCUACGCUACACCUCGAGAUACCGUUCACCUUUUUGUUUCACGGACAUUGUUGCCUUUUUCUUAAAACGGUGAAACUAACACCCAGACAUGGAUUUAAAGACGGCAGUAUUUAACGCAGCCAGGGACGGUAAGCUCCGGCUGCUUCAGAAGCUGUUGGAGAACAAAGAUGGACACGAGGUGACCAAGUUGAUGGGGGAGAAGACGAACGGGGCCACGCCGCUCCUCAUGGCCUCCCGAUAUGGCCACCUGGACCUGGUGGAGUACCUGCUGGAGUGCUGCAGCGCUCCUGUUGAGGUCGGUGGGUCGGUGAACUUUGACGGGGAGACCAUCGAGGGGGCGCCCCCUCUGUGGGCAGCCUCGGCGGCUGGUCACCUGAAGGUGGUCCAGUCCCUGCUGGGCCACGGAGCUUCUGUGAACAGCACGACCCUCACCAACUCAACCCCCCUGAGGGCGGCCUGCUUUGACGGUCACCUGGACAUUGUGAAGUACCUGGUGGAGCACAAAGCUGACCUGGAGGUGGCCAACAGACACGGCCACACGUGUCUCAUGAUCUCCUGCUACAAAGGACACAAUGAGAUAGCGCAGUACCUGCUGGAGAGAGGCGCAGAUGUCAACAGGAAAAGUGUAAAAGGCAACACGGCGCUUCAUGACUGUGCUGAGUCGGGCAGCCUUGAGAUCAUGCGGAUGUUACUGCAGUUUGGCGCGUCCAUGGAGCAGGACGGCUACGGCAUGACGCCCCUGCUGUCUGCCAGCGUCACAGGCCACACUAACAUCGUAGACGACCUCACGAUGCACCAGCAGACGAGCCCCACGGAGCGCAUCGAUGCCCUGGAGCUCCUGGGAGCCACGUUUGUUGACAAGAAGAGAGAUCUGCUCGGAGCGUUGAAAUACUGGAAGAGAGCCAUGGACCUCAGGUACAUGGACAGUAACUCCAUCGUCCAUAAAGCGGAAGCCAAGCAGCUGAUCAUGGCAUACGACUACGCCAGGGAGGUCACAAACGGAGAAGAGCUGGACGGGCUGAUAUCUGACCCAGAUGAGAUGCGCAUGCAGGCGCUGCUCAUCCGUGAAAGAAUCCUCGGCCCGCAACACCCAGACACGUCGUAUUACAUCCGGUACCGAGGUGCCGUCUACGCCGACUCCGGGAACUUUGAACGCUGUAUCAAUUUGUGGAAGUAUGCGUUGGACAUGCAGCAAAGCAACCUGGACCCGCUCAGCCCCAUGACGGCCUCCAGCCUGCUGUCGUUCGCUGAGCUCUUCUCCUUCAUGCUGCAGGACCGAGCCAAAGGGCUCCUGGGGACAUCGGUGUCAUUUGAGGACUUGAUGGGGAUCCUUUCCAAGAGCGUGUUGGAGAUUGAGCGGGCGGUUACACAAAAUGGACCCAUGCCUCCCGACCCUGCCCAGCUCAGCAAGGCCCUGUCAAUCAUCCUGCACCUCAUCUGUCUUUUAGAGAAGGUGCCCUGCACCGCAGAGCAGGACCACUUCAAAAAGGAAACCAUCUAUAAAUUCCUGAAGCUCCAGCCGUGUGGUAAGAACGGCUACAGUCCACUACACCUGGCAGUCGACCGCAACACCACCUGUGUGGGCCGCUACCCCGUCUGCAAGUUCCCCUCCCUCACCGUCACCUCCAUCCUUCUUGAGUGUGGGGCAGAUAUGAACAGCCGCGAUGAAGAUGACAACAGCCCCCUUCACAUAGCCGCGUCCAACGGUCACCCUGACAUCAUGAACCUGCUGAUAUCAUGCGGGACUCACUUUGACAGCACCAACGCCUUCCAACAAACGGCCUGCGACCUCCUGGACGAGAAGGAGCUGUCCAGAAACAUCAUCCAGCCCAUAAACCACACCACGCUGCAGUGCCUGGCCGCCAGGGCCAUCGUCAAGCACAGCCUCAUCUACCGGGGAAACAUCCCCGAGAAACUAGAGGCCUUCGUCUUGCUCCACAGAUAAUGAUUGUGAUGGAGAGGAGGAAGGGGGGGUGGGGGGGGCGUGAUCACAUCGAGUGGACUGGACAGACCCGAGGAGCAAUAUAGUUCAAGGUGUUUUGAGCUGAAAGACACUAUUUUUCUGGGUUAGGUUUGUGAACUCAAACUAUUUGGAUUGUAAGAACUUGAAGAUUCGUGUGAACAAAAAUGUCCUCAUUCAGCGAGAAGAAACUGAAAAAUGAUGGGCGUGAACGGAGGAGUGAGUUUCCGUUCUCUUCCCGUUUGCUCCUUCACGGAGCCACAGCUCUGACUGGCCUGACCUGUGGGGAAGCAUUUCCGAUGCAACGUGGACAAAUACAAUUGUCUCUGGAUGAACUGAGCAAGGGGUUUAUGUAAUUUUGCUUUAGAAUUUUUUUUUUUUUUUCUUUUUUGCAUAUUCCACUAUGCUAUUUAUUGAAUGAAACUUGAGAGAUUUAUCUCCAUGCUGGCUCCGACCCAGCUUCAACUUUGCCUGCUUCUCUCUUCUCAAAACAAGGGUUGAGGCAUUUCUACACAUGCUGGGACUUCAGGUUGUUUUUUUUUUUGUUUGUCCCAUCACUGUUGCCAACAGUCAUGGACCCUUCCUCACUCAUUAGGGUUUUCUUUUUGUUUUUUUUUGUACUUUUUACAAAAUAUUCAGUCAUCGUCAUGCAACUCUGGAUAUCUGCCAAGUGGUGUGGAUUCCAGACUGCUUUGUGGUUCCCACUUUAGUGUAUAACAAAGCUUUACGAGAGGGGGUUAAUGUCUGCGAACACCAUAAGUGCUUUAUUCUUCCUAUGCACAGGCUAGGCUGUUGGAAAGAGAGACUGUUGUAUUCUGUGCCGGCACUUGUCUGUGCAAUAUCUCAUGAGUUUUUGUGUUUACCUCAUUGCUGCCGUUUCCUUCAGUAUCCCCUUACUUCACCCAGAGAAGUGUGUGUGUGUGUGUGUGUGUGUGUGUGGGGUGGGGGGGGCGCAAAAAACAUUGUACCGAUUGUUGUAAGAAGAGUGAAUGAAUCUGACUGAUUGAUUGUGUGUGUGUGCGCGCGAGUGUCACGCAGUGUGUUUUCUUGUAUGCAGAGUGUUUUUUUUGAGCUUACACAAAUUAUUGAGGGCGAGAGUUUUGUCGGAGUGGCACUCAUGGAGAUUCCACAAUGCACAUGACUGCCACCAGAAGCCACAGCGGCCAAACUCUGUCUACAACCGCUGGAGCAGGCUUGUACACAGAAGUGACCUCUUAACGUUCAUACAUGGCCGACAUUUAAAUGCUGUUGUUCUUUUUAAUAAUCAUGAUCAAAAAGGACAAAAAAAAUCUAGAUAGGUUACCAACAUUGGGUCACUGUGCAUGUGCAGCAGCAUAUUAACCAACCAAUCACUGCAGAAAACCAUUCAUGAGAACUCCUAGACUCCAAAACUAGACUACAGCUAGGACCGUUCUACUCAUGUCGUCCAAUUGUAUGAGACCGGAGUGAGUGGGAGGACGCCUCGACGUACAGGACGGUAAAGCUUUGUGACUUAUCUCGUUUGCACAUUAGCUUUAGAUGUGUGGGUUGAAAAAAAAAAAAAAAGGGCUUUUCAUAAUUCAUAGGAUUUCAUAUCGCAGUCUAUUUAACCUGACAGUUCAAAACCAGACAUGGAAAAAUGUACGAGGACUCCCAGGGCAACUUGAUUUGAAUCUGCACUUUAUUACAGCGGAGUUUAAGAUUUGAUACGGCAUUAAUCAAGUUCAUGUCUUAAUAACCAGUUUGACAAUAAACUCAUGUUGCACUUG